This is a messenger RNA of Varroa destructor (honeybee mite), 1458 nucleotides long. RefSeq names its product ribonuclease T2-like. The record is from RefSeq and is a predicted model, not a curated record. Lineage: Eukaryota; Metazoa; Arthropoda; Arachnida; Mesostigmata; Varroidae. Gene Ontology annotation, molecular function: ribonuclease T2 activity; RNA binding.
ACGCUGAAUAAACGUAUGGCGCUCAAGAGGAAUAUCUGAUUGAACCCAUCCUAUUGAAUUCGGCCCGACAACGAAAUUUGUCAUUAAGCAAUAUUGCUAACUGGACAAACGCUGAGACGAUUGUCAACAAAUUCUUAUCCAACGGUCCCUGUUGGUAUGUAUAGAGGUGCGAUUUAACAAAUGUACAUUUUCUUGUACCAGGCGCCACCGUAAAACGAAUCUCAUAUUUACAAGCGCUGUCAUUUAAGGCACGGAAUGCAGGAGUAUGCCGAACAGUCCGUAAACUCCUCCGCGCUGGUAUUCACCACGCUGAGUAUAGCUUUAUGGUUGGCUUAUGGAGUACAGUACAGUCGAAUACAGCGAAUGCGGAUCCGCGGCGGAGGGACGGAUGGAGGAAAUCUAGUCCCAGCAGGUUUACCGCUCAUUCUAUUUAUGCAGACCCUGAUCUUUGUUGCCCAGCUCGUAUGUUUCUAUAACGCGGUUGCUUUCAGCAAGAUUUCGCGGGAUACAGAGUUCCAAUACGAUGAGUUUGUUAUGUCACUUCAAUGGUUUCCCGGUGUGUGCGCCGGCGGCCGAACGGUCGAGCAUCAGAUGUGCAACGUGACAGCCAAAAAAAACCAUUGGACGAUCCAGAGCCUCAUGACAGACGAGACUCGUUGCGCAUCAAUCUCCUACUUUAACCGACAUCUCAAAUCUCUCAACAAGGAGAAAUUACGCGAGCUUUGGCCGUCGUACAUGAAUUCCUUCUCUGAUGAAAAGCUAUGGGACGAAGAAUGGUUCGAGCAUGGCACAUGCUGCAAAGGCCAUCAUGAAGUAAACUCUGUACUGAAGUAUUUUGACAAGGCGAUACAGUUGUAUGAAAUGAUAGCAAUAGACAGCACGUUGAAUACCAGCGGUAUUAAUCCAUCGACAACUAAAAGGUUGAGCUUAAAUGAACUUGCGCAAGCUUUAGACAAGGUUAAUGGGCACACGGCUGUCAUAUUAUGUCGAAAGGCAGGCCAGGUGCUCACGGAGAUUCAGAUCUGUUUCGACAACGAUUUUAAUUUGAAAGACUGCACGUGGCAACCGCCUCGUAUAUGGGAAAAAAACCGAUCAGAAAACCAUCCUCAGGACAGUCUUACUAAAUGCGGCGACAAGUUUUGGUAUUAUCCCACAAGCUUGCCCCCAGAGGGUGAUGCCGUCAUAAGACAAACCAGGUUAGAAGCAUUAUUUGGGAACGUACGUUGGCUACGGAAAAUAAUAUCAUAGUAUUAUACUCGACAGAUGAGACUCACUGAAAACCACGCUGAUCGACGUUUCCCAGCAAGGAACUUACGAAAAUAAUUGAACGCCUACACAAAGAAUUUGAGUGACACCGACGCUCGUAAGAUAUCAUGCAAAGAGGCUGGCAAGAAGCUGUUUUUUUGAUCGACAACUUAACAAAAAUUACCAAAGUAAAAUCGUGUAACGAUCAAUGGA